Gadus chalcogrammus (walleye pollock) is the source of this 604-nucleotide messenger RNA. RefSeq names its product protein phosphatase 1 regulatory subunit 12B-like. The record is from RefSeq and is a predicted model, not a curated record. Lineage: Eukaryota; Metazoa; Chordata; Actinopteri; Gadiformes; Gadidae. Gene Ontology annotation, molecular function: enzyme inhibitor activity; phosphatase regulator activity. Gene Ontology annotation, cellular component: A band; cytoplasm; Z disc. Bases 23 to 604 code for a protein of 193 amino acids. The transcript has 5 exons.
GUGGCUCCCUCUUACUCUGACCAUGCAGACAUACCUCCCCAGCUCGACUCUGCCCAGGGCGUUCCACACCCCAGUCAGGGACGAGGAGGCGGAGUCCCAGAGGAAGGCCCGGUCCCGGCAGGCCAGACAGACCCGCAGGUCAACACAGGGUGUGACCCUAACGGAGCUCAAAGAGGCUCAGAGGAGCUACGGCCCCGACUGUAAGCAUGCAGAAGAGGAUGAGGCCGCGGGGAAGACAGGGUCACCGGAGGACCAGCCGCUCGCCAUCAGCCUGACGAAGGCCGUGAAAUCCCAGGAGCUUAGUCCAGCCUGGAGCCAAACGGAUGAGGAGGGAAACGUUGAGUCCAGACUGGAAGCUCAGGCUGAGUGUCCGGCAGCAGACCAAUCCAAUGCAUCCCCCAGUGGGCUGUCUAGCCUUCCAGACACGAGCAUCACCAACAGCAAGUCCUGGAGAGUGAGUGAGAGAUGGAGGACAGAUGAGAAUCAGAAUCCGAUCCACGAUGCAGACCAACUAUCUGCUGACACGUCACUACAGGCACCACUGGGCUAUGACAUGGACCUCUCUGAAUCGUCCUAUACACAGGUAAAAAGGCUGAUGCUGUAA